AUGACGACAUCAGAUGGAAAUUAUUACGACUCCAGCAGAAGAGCUAGCAACUCAUCCAUGGAAGCAUCAUCAGUUGCAUUGAAGAGAUUGGACUCUCCAAUCCCUUAUCUCUUUGGUGGCUUGGCCUUGAUGCUGAUUAUCAUGGCAGUUUCUUUGAUCAUCCUCGCUUGCUCCCACCGAAAAAAUGAUUCGCAUGACAACGCUGACGAUGAAGAGAAGAAUCCUGCGAAGCAAGUCAACUCCCUGGAGGCAGAUGAGGAGCCAAGAGUUGUCGUUAUUAUGGCCGGGGACGAGCUUCCUACGUACUUGGCAAGACCAACAAUUGCCUCUUCGGCCUGCCCAGCAGCACGCUAG
Punica granatum (pomegranate) is the source of this 354-nucleotide messenger RNA. The record is from RefSeq and is a predicted model, not a curated record. Lineage: Eukaryota; Viridiplantae; Streptophyta; Magnoliopsida; Myrtales; Lythraceae.